GACACACAGUUGGUGUGUGUUGAUGUUCAUGAAGGAUAGAAUUGGAAUUUAAAAAAAUGAGUUACAAUCUUGUUGUGGUUCAUUUGGUGGGUCUGUUUGUGAUUGUUUUGGGGGAUGGAGGAGGUCUGCUAUCUCCAUCUGAGUUGGAAAUGUUUGUUGAUGAAAUACCAGAUAUGCCCAAAAUCAAAGGCUAUCAUCUUCUUGAUGGUGUUCCUGUUUCCAGUUCCCUCAAAAUCACCAUGUUUCCAAAGUAUUGGAAAUUUCACAGGGAUCUCCCACCAACCAAGGUAUUCGCAUUCGGUGAAACGAAGCGCACCGCAACAGUCCCUGGUCCUACAAUCGAGGCCGUCCACGGUGUCAGCACUCAUGUGAGGUGGCAAAAUCGACUCCCUUCAAAACACAUACUCCCUUGGGACCCCACCAUCCCAACGGCUAUCCCUCGUACUAAUAAGGGCGUUCCUACGGUGGUGCACCUCCACGGCGGGAUCGAUGAACCUCAAAGCGAUGGAAACUCAAACUCAUGGUUCACCGCUCGAUUUCAAGAACGUGGGCCCACUUGGACCAAAAAGACGUAUCACUACCACAACAAGCAACAGCCAGGCAACCUAUAUUAUCAUGAUCACGCCAUGGGAUUGACCAGAGUCAACCUUCUUGCAGGUCUCUUUGGCGCCUAUAUCAUACGUCAUCCCGAAGUUGAGUCCCCGCUCGGACUCCCCUCCGGCGACGAAUUUGAUCGUCCGUUGAUCGUAUUCGAUCGGAGCUUCCGGACAGAUGGAUCGAUCUACAUGAAUUCCACCGGAAACAACCCCGAGAUCCAUCCGCAGUGGCAACCGGAGUAUUUUGGUGACGCCAUUGUUGUUAAUGGCAAAGCGUGGCCGUACAUGACCGUCCGCCGGAGAAAGUACCGGUUCCGUAUAAUCAACGCUAGCAAUGCUAGGUUUUUCAAGUUCUUUUUUGGCAACGGUCUCAGAUUCAUCCACGUGGCGUCUGACUCAGUUUAUAAUGACCAAUCAGUAUUGACCAAGGAGGUACUUUUGGGCCCAUCUGAGAUAGCUGACGUGGUUGUUGACUUUUCAAAGUCAAAAGCAAAUUCGGCUAUUUUACACAACGGUGCAGCUUACCCUUACCCCGGUGGAGACCCGGCCGACGAGAAUAACGGUAAAGUCAUGAAAUUCAUCAUCAACCACCACCGUGAGGUCGACUCAUCUCGAGUCCCUAAGAAACUAAUAGAAUAUCCGAUGCCAAGUUUGUCAGAAGUGACAAAAACACGUUAUAUUGCCAUGUAUGAGUACACAAGUGCAACUGACGAGCCGACUCAUUUGUAUAUAAACGCAUUGUCGUACGAAGAUCCAGUAACCGAGCAACCGAAGGUGGGAAGCACAGAGAUCUGGAAUGUGAUCAAUCUAACGGAGGAUAAUCACCCGUUGCAUAUCCAUCUGGGACUCUUUAGAGUGCUGGAUCAAACGAACAUAACAAACAUAGAAGAGUUUAAAGAAUGUAUGACGAAAAUUAACAAUGCUAAAAAAUGUCAUAUCGAAAAAUACGCACGUGGGAGAAAAUUGAGUGUGGUGCCAUACGAGAAAGGGUGGAAGAAUGUGUAUAAGAUGAAUCCCGGAUACAUCACGAAGAUCCUCGUGAAGUUCGCUUACAUACAUACAAACGCAUCAUAUCCCUUUGAUGCAACUGCAGAGCCCGGCUACGUCUACCAUUGUCAUAUAUUGGAUCAUGAAGAUAAUGCGAUGAUGAGGCCUUUGAAGAUGGUCAAAUGAUCGAAAAGAGGCUUAUACAAUGUCGAUUUUUAGAUUCUAGACAAAUGAAAGUGACGGGAAAAGGAAUAAGCAAAAUGUGAUGUUUAUAAUCGAUAAUCGUGCAUGUUAUCUGAGUUUUAGUUUCUAGUUUUUAUUUAUGAGAGACAAAUAUAAGUAUGGUCAUAUCAAUCGUAUUUAUCUGUUACAAGCUAAAAGUAUGAACAGUAAAAGUCAAGUAAUGAAGAGAUUUGUUGUUUA
Molecule: messenger RNA, 2006 nt
Organism: Cynara cardunculus var. scolymus (artichoke)
Lineage: Eukaryota; Viridiplantae; Streptophyta; Magnoliopsida; Asterales; Asteraceae
Product: multicopper oxidase LPR2-like
Exons: 3
Coding region: 57-1769 (570 amino acids)
Molecular function (GO): copper ion binding; oxidoreductase activity
Source: RefSeq, a predicted model, not a curated record